GCCACCAACAAACACACACAGAGACACCUGUACACACACACAGACAUGUACACACACACGCACAGAGACACAUGUACACACACAGACACACACACACGUACACACACACGCACAGAGACACGCAUACACACAGAUGCAUGUACAUACACAGAAAUACACAUGCACAUAGACACACAUACAUGUACGUACACACACACAUACAUGCAGACACAUGUACACACACACACACACACACACACACACACACACACACACACACACACACACACAUGUACAUACACGCAGACACAUGUACACACAGACAAAUGUACACAGAUACAUGUACAUACACGCAGACACAUGUACAGAUACACACAUGUACAUACACACAGACACACCCCCCCAUAAAAAGUUGCAGUACUUCGCUGUUCACUCACAGAGCCGGGUACAGCACUCUAGGGGGAGGCAGAGAGCACAGCACACACUCCUUCCUUUGCUUUCACUGCGCUCAGCUAUUGGGCAGUCUGACGGCUCCCAGUGCCAAUGACAGAUCCGGCCUGAGCUCCGAGCCUGCUCAGCAAGACGGCCCUGGGGGACACACUCGCCCCCACCAUCAUUUCCACUCGCCAUUGGCGAGCAGACAAGUGGAAAUUUCAAGC
Molecule: messenger RNA, 638 nt
Organism: Staurois parvus
Lineage: Eukaryota; Metazoa; Chordata; Amphibia; Anura; Ranidae
Source: the annotation of a GenBank genome assembly